Messenger RNA from Jatropha curcas, 866 nucleotides. RefSeq names its product Rhodanese/Cell cycle control phosphatase superfamily protein. NCBI's taxonomy places the organism in Eukaryota, Viridiplantae, Streptophyta, Magnoliopsida, Malpighiales, Euphorbiaceae. Gene Ontology annotation, cellular component: chloroplast. The record is from RefSeq and is a predicted model, not a curated record.
CAUUUUCAAAACCAGGAAAUAAAUGCAAACCAAAGAAAGGGAACGGCAAAACUACAAAUACGUACAAAGGGAACGACAAUUUGUCUUUUUCUUGUAGUUAUUAACAAGCCCAUCUGGGGAAUCAGGAUAAGAUAGUUAGAGAGAUCGAGGGAGAUGGCGAUUCAACUGAACCAUCUCUACGCACAAGCUCUCAGGCAUGAGAAAAAACAACCAAAGCCACCCCUCUCCAUCUCCACACAUCAAAGGCCGAUAAAAUUUCAAGUCAAAGCAGCAUCCAACGCCCAGCAGCUUAUACAGUCUGGUGCUAUUAAGCCCAUAUCUUCAAAAGAUGCAGCCAUGGCUAUUAGCUCUGAUGGCUUCAUGCUUCUCGAUGUCAGACCAGACUGGGAGAGAGAAAAGGCAAGAGUUACAGGGUCGCUACAUGUGCCACUCUUUGUUCAAGAUUUGGAUAAUAGUCCACUAACCCUUUUGAAGAAGUGGGUUCAUUUUGGCUACAUUGGGCUCUGGACUGGCCAGAAUUUUACCAUGUUAAAUCCCGAUUUUGUCAAGCAGGUAGACACCAUUGUUCCCAACAAGGAUGCCAAGCUACUUGUGGCUUGUGGUGAAGGACUAAGGUCUAUGAUGGCUGCUUCAAAGUUGUACGAUGAAGGAUACAAGAACCUCGGAUGGUUGGCCGGAGGAUUCAAUCGCGCAGCCGAUGGUGAUUUCCCAGAAAUUGAAGGACCAGAAAAAUUGCAGUAUGCAACUAUAGGGGGAGCGUCCUACUAUUUCCUUAAAUUGUUAAUUCUCUUACAAGAUAUAAGCAAGAGCAAUUGAUCAAUUGAUGAUAAUUUGUAAAAUGAGAUUAUGUUCCUCGUUCUCCAUUA